Rosa rugosa (rugosa rose) is the source of this 2166-nucleotide messenger RNA. Its product is annotated as alternative NAD(P)H-ubiquinone oxidoreductase C1, chloroplastic/mitochondrial. Gene Ontology annotation, cellular component: chloroplast. The record is from RefSeq and is a predicted model, not a curated record. The transcript has 2 exons. Gene Ontology annotation, molecular function: NAD(P)H dehydrogenase (quinone) activity. Lineage: Eukaryota; Viridiplantae; Streptophyta; Magnoliopsida; Rosales; Rosaceae. Bases 354 to 1985 code for a protein of 543 amino acids. Gene Ontology annotation, biological process: aerobic electron transport chain; phylloquinone biosynthetic process.
UUCUGCAAUGAAAGAAAUUAUUUUUCCAGAGAACCCUUGAGGCUGUGAAGCUGCCACAUAUAUCCAUGAACACAGUCUAUUCAUAGCUCCAUGAAAACUUGAAGUUUGAGGCGAUACACGUCUUCAUUUUUGGAUCCCAACUUCCCAUAGAGCCCAUUCCAUUCCUCACUCAAGCCCAGCCCACUAUCUCCCGACCAAAGUAGAAGAAAAACAACUCACUUUCGUCCUUGUAUCGGCAGUACUUCCUUCCUCGUUGCACAAGUUGAAACUGAUUACUUCCUUCACAUCUUCCUCUUCAGUUCUUCACCUGUGAUGAGUUAGCCCACUACCCACAAAAAGAUAAAACUGUAAUUAUGUCAACGACUGCAUUUGCUGCUUCAGCAACUCUUUUACGGCUCAAUUGUGAGGCAAAGCACCAGGCUAGGUUAUUUCCCGAUUUCUCGAGAAGAGGCCGGUCUAAGAUAUCUAAGAUAUCGCUAUUUGCUAGUUCACAAAGGAAAAGCUUUCAGUUUGUUGUUGCUUCAAGUGCUUCUGUGGGGAGUGGAGGUGUUGCGGAGAUAGAAGCUGAAAGUGCCCCUCGGUAUUAUUCUUGGCCGGAUGAGAAGAAACCAAGGGUGUGUAUACUAGGUGGUGGGUUUGGAGGUCUGUAUACUGCUUUAAGACUAGAAUCAUUGGUAUGGCCUGAUGACAAGAAGCCUCAGGUGCUCCUGGUUGACCAGUCUGAACACUUUGUUUUUAAGCCAAUGCUGUAUGAGCUUCUGUCCGGAGAAGUUGAUGCGUGGGAGAUAGCACCUCGCUUCUCAGACCUGCUGGCAAAUACAAAUGUGCUGUUUUUUCAAGACAAGGUCAAACUCUUGUACCCCUCUGAUCAUUUGGUAAUGAAUGGACCUGCAAAAUCAAGUGCUGGAGGAAGUGUACUUCUUGAGAGUGGUCUUCUUAUUGAAUAUGACUGGCUGGUUCUUUCUCUGGGUGCUGAAGCUAAGCUUGAUGUUGUACCAGGAGCGUCAGAGUUUGCAUUGCCAUUCUCCACUCUGGAGGAUGCUCGCAAGGUUGAUCUUAGGCUAAGAGAAUUGGAGAGGAGAAAGUUCAGCAAGGAAUCUCUAAUACAUGUGGUGGUUGUUGGUUGUGGUUACGCUGGAGUUGAGUUAGCUGCUACAGUUUCGGAGAGACUGCAGGACAGAGGUGUAGUACAAGCAAUUAAUGUAGAAAACACAAUCUGCCCAAAUGCCCCGCCUGGAAAUAGGGAAGCUGCGACUAAAGUUCUCUCAUCAAGGAAAGUUGAACUUCUGUUAGGUUACUUUGUUCGUUGUAUUCGUCAAGUUGUUGAUGCGAAAGCUUCAGAAAAACCAACAAAGAGCAUAGGAGUUGAAGGCAUUGCUGCAGAACAUGAUUUUGGGAAAUAUAUUUUGGAACUUCAACCUACUGAAAAGGGAUUACAAAGUCAAACUAUUGAAGCAGAUCUUGUCUUAUGGACUGUUGGGUCUAAAUCUCUUCUUCCUCAGCUGGAACCCGGUAACAGGCGCGGUGCGCUUCCCUUAAAUGGCAGGGGCCAAGCAGAAACAGAUGAAACACUUCGUGUUAAUGGUCACCCACGCAUAUUUGCAGUUGGUGAUUCUUCUGCUCUAAGGGAAUCAAAUGGAAGGCUUCUUCCUGCCACUGCACAGGUCGCUUUUCAGCAAGCAGACUUUGCUGGUUGGAAUCUGUGGGCUGCAAUAAACAACCGCCCGCUUUUGCCUUUCAGGUUUCAGAAUUUAGGUGAAAUGAUUACUUUGGGAAGAAAUGAUGCUGCCAUUUCUCCAAGUUUCAUCGAGGGGUUAACGUUAGAUGGUCCUUUGGGUCAUACCGCGAGGAAAUUAGCCUACUUGAUUAGAUUACCAACUGAUGAGCAUAGGCUUAAAGUAGGGAUCAGUUGGCUUACAAAAUCUGCUAUAGAUUCUGUUGCAUCUCUACAGAGCACCCUGACGAAGGUUAUUUCAAACUCAUAGACCAUUUUAUUCUUCCAAUAUAUACCAUGCCUCAGAUCAUUGUAAAGCAAUUGAAUGUUGGUAAGAAAACCUAUAAUAUAUAGAAGCUUUGUUGGUAACAUAACUAGUACAAAUUAUUUGUCUCGUACAAAAAGAUAAAAUGUAUACACUGCAAUUUUUAUCUGAAGCAGUAGUUGAACAA